Messenger RNA from Abrus precatorius (Indian licorice), 3216 nucleotides. Its product is annotated as putative disease resistance protein RGA3. The record is from RefSeq and is a predicted model, not a curated record. Bases 330 to 3140 code for a protein of 936 amino acids. Gene Ontology annotation, biological process: defense response to other organism. Lineage: Eukaryota; Viridiplantae; Streptophyta; Magnoliopsida; Fabales; Fabaceae. The transcript has a single exon. Gene Ontology annotation, molecular function: ADP binding.
AAGUCACUUGACAUCUCAUUCACAGGUUGGCCUCGGCAGAUGUUAUUGAAUUUGGAGAAGAGUAUGAUGUGAAGAAAGAGUUGGAAGAGCUUAAGAAGACAAUUGAAUCUAUCAAUGAUGUGCUCCUUGACGCUGACGACAAACAAGAUCAAGUUCGUGUGCGUAAUUGGAUAUCUGACUUCAAGGAAGUACUCCAUGCUGCAGAUGAUUUCUUUGAUCACCUUGCUAUCGAAUUUAGGAAAGACAAAUUGGGUGCAGCUGAAGGAAAAGAAGUAAACAGGGUACUUCUUUCCAUUUCAUCGUCAAAUCAAUUUCCUUUAUACACUGAAAUGCCUGACAAAAUUAAACAAAUAGGAGAAAGUUUUAACGGUGUAGCAAAAGAAAUGAAGGAUUUAAAUUUGUGCCCAAGAUCUAUUAUGGUCAAGCAAACUGAUAGUGGAUGGAGGGAAACAUGUUCUUUUGUGUUAGAGACAGAUAUCAUUGGAAGAGAUGAUAGUAAAAAGGAGAUUAUCAGUCUGUUGAGACAACCUCAUGAAAACCAAAAAGUUUCGGUGAUUGCCAUUGUUGGCCUUGGUGGUUUGGGGAAGACAGCUCUUGCUCAAUUGGUGUAUAAUCACUUGGAAGUGCAGGAAUUUUUUGAAAUGCAAAUGUGGGUGUGUGUCUCUGAUGACUUUGAUGUAAAAACUAUUCUGAAGAAAAUAUUAGAAUCAAUUACUGGGGACCAAAUUGAAGUAUCAUUGGGCAACUUGCAAAGAAAACUUCAUGAAAAAAUAAGUGGUAAGAAAUAUUUGUUGGUCCUAGAUGACACUUGGAACGAUAGACAUGACAAAUGGGCUGAAUUGAGAAAGUACUUGAUGUGUGGCGCUCAAGAUAGUAAGAUUUUAGUCACAACUCGAAGUGAAAAUGUAGCAAAGGCAAUGACUGCUAGAACUUCCUAUCCUUUGAAAGGUUUGACUGAACAAGAAUCUUGGAGUCUGUUGAAGAACAUUGCAUUUGAGGACGGUUCCAGAGGAGUCAAUCAAAAUCUAGAAUCAAUAGGGAAAAUAAUAGCCAGAAGAUGUAGAGGGGUUCCACUGUCAAUUAAAACCUUGGGAGGCCUGUUACGAGGACAAAACGAAGAAAGUGAAUGGAAGAAUGUUUUACGCGGUGACUUCUGGAAAUUAUGUGAAGAGCAAGACAGUAUCAUGCCAAUUCUAAAACUCAGUUACCGCAACUUGUCGCCAGAAAUGAGACAAUGUUUUGCUUAUUGCUCUUUGUACCCCAAGGAUUCAAAAAUUCCAAAGGAUGAGUUGAUUCAAUUAUGGAUGGCACAGGGUUACCUUAAAUGUUCGACUGAAAAACAGCAAAUGGAGGAUGUCGGCAAUCAAUUUGUAAAGAUAUUUUUGAUGAACUCAUUUUUUCAAGAUGCGGAUAGUGAAUACGGUGAGAUCAUUAGCUUUAAAAUGCACGAUUUAAUGCAUGAUCUUGCGAUGCUAGUAGCUGGCAAUGAUUAUUGUUACUUUGAUAGAAAGGCAGAAAAAGUUGAAGGUAGACCCAUGCACGUAUCAUUGGAAUCCUAUGAGGCCAUUCAUUUGUUGAAAUCAUUAGAUCCGAGCAGGCUGCGAACUUUGAUUUUGCCGUAUUACUUGGAAGAGGAAUAUUUGUCGGUUAUUGCUGAGUUCAAAUACUUGCGUGUAUUGAGGAUGCAUAGUCUAUCUGAUUCCACCGAACAUUUGAAGCAUUUAAGAUACCUUGCUCUAGCGCAACAAACAAGUCUUCCCAAAUCCAUGAGCAAUCUUGUUUUCCUACAAACAUUAAAAUUGGAGAAAAAUGUUUCUUUCCCACAAUCAUUAAAAUUGCGGUGGUGCUUUGAAGAUCCAUUUUCAGAAGUAGUCACAAAAUUGGUCAAUUUGAGGUGCCUUGAUACUGUUUACCGCUUGAAUGGAAUGGCAGUUGGGUUGGGAAAAUUAUACUCUAUGCAAUUUUUAUCGAACUUUGUUGUGGGAGACAGCCAAGAAAUAAAAUAUGCCACAUUAAAUGAACUGAAGGACUUAAGUCUCAGAGGCAGAUUAAGAAUUGAGCAUCUCAAUCGUGUCAGAGAAGUGGCUCUUGAAUCACAGCACGUAAAUUUAAAAGAAAAAGAAUUCCUUCAAUCCUUGACUCUGGAUUGGUCUCGUGAAGACCUCUGUUACAGUGACAGCUUGCAAUUAUUGGAAAACCUUCAGCCCCACCGUAAUCUUAAGCGAUUGGAGGUGAAUCAUUAUCUAGGCGUGCUUUUACCAAAUUGGUUUUCUCUCCUCACAAAUGUUGUUCACAUCACUCUCAAUGGGUUUGAUAAUUGUCGCUGUCUCCCACUAUUGGAACGUCUCCCUUACCUGAAGUCACUUGAUGUAGAGUUUCUUCGCGAAUUGGAAUAUAUAUAUACCUACGAAGAUGGUUUUGGGGUAACCUUCUUCCCCUCUUUGGAGAGCCUCAAAUUGUGGAGUUGUCCCAAGCUCAGGGGAUGGCGGAGGCGGGGAGAUGAUAUCAAUGAUUCACAUAAUCUCUCCUCUUCUCUUUCAUUUCCUCAUCUUUCUCAACUAAAAGCCCAUUGCUGUCCACAGUUGACUUGGAUGCCUACUUUUUCAAAAGUUAAGGUUUUAAAAUGGUUUGAAUGCAGUGCAGAGCCAUUUAAAGGAACACUAAACACAGCAGCGUCAACAUGUUCAGCCGACUCAUCUUCCUCUGCUGCUCCUCUUUCCAUGCUCAAACAAUUGACGAUUUCUGAUUUUAUGAAUUUACCGGAAGGUUGGAUGCAAAAUCUGACCUCUCUCGAGUCUCUUCAAAUUGAGGAGUGUAAAAGUGAAACACUCAUGGAAUUUGAAAUUGGCUUUAAGGACGACACCAUCUGCCUUCCUUCUCUGCGAAAAAUCAGCAUAAGUUGGUGUAUAGAGCUAAAGGCUUUGCCAGAUUGGAUUUGCAGCCUCUCGUCGCUUCAGCACAUCGAGAUCUACGGUUGCUCAAAAUUGGCAUCGCUGCCCGAAAGAAUGAAUGGUCUUGCCAACUUAAAGAUCUUUGAGGUCAGAAAUUGUUGCCUCUUAAUUAAAGAGUGCCGGAAAGAGAGAAGUGUUGUUAGUCGCCGAAUCGCACACAUCCCACAAAUAAUCCUUCAUGAUUACUGAUAAUAAAGAUACUCAUCUGAUGCGUAUUUAUUGAGUGUAAACGUCGUGUAUUGUAUUUGCUUUGCCAAUAAAAUAC